Messenger RNA from Globicephala melas (long-finned pilot whale), 1371 nucleotides. RefSeq names its product lysine-specific demethylase 4D-like. Gene Ontology annotation, cellular component: nucleus; chromatin. The record is from RefSeq and is a predicted model, not a curated record. NCBI's taxonomy places the organism in Eukaryota, Metazoa, Chordata, Mammalia, Artiodactyla, Delphinidae. Gene Ontology annotation, biological process: chromatin remodeling; regulation of gene expression. Gene Ontology annotation, molecular function: histone H3K9 demethylase activity.
AUGCAUACGCGCGGCCCCGCGCCGGACGCAGGCCUGGCGGGACCCUCCCCCAACUCAGAGCGGGGAGGGGCGUCCCGCGGUAGGAAAAGAGCGGCGCUCGGCCCCAGCGCAGAGCUGGCGCAAGCUCUCCCGCGAAGGCGAGGGGCUCUGCCCACGUGCUCUGGCAGUCGCCACCGUGACCACUGCACGCUUGAGAGGGGCAGCGGCUGGGGAUCCGGUACCCCAAGGCUCCCUUUCGGACAGCUAGAGAAGGCCUUCUCACCGACGGUGCGUCACCCCCACCCAUCGACUCUCCCCUUUGGGCCCACGGAGGCGCUCCACGAGCCGCCAAGUCCACGACUGGGCGGGGGGUGGGCGGGGGGUCUGCGGUAUGGGAAGUAUAGGGAAGAGGUUACUCCCCAGCCUUCUCAGGUAUCCAAAGCAUACCUAAGAAGCUGGCAGUCCGUUGCUUAUUCUGUUGCCGCCACACAGUCUAAGCACUUUGGGAGCCAGAACCCAAGUUGUAAGAUUACGAUCGUCCACCCAACCAUGGAAGAAUUUGAAGAUUUCAGCAAAUAUAUUGUUUACAUGGAGUGGCAAGGUGCACACCGAGCUGGCCUAGCCAAGGUAAUUCCACCGAAAGGAUGGAAAGCCAGACAGAUGUACGAUGAUACCGAUGACAUCUUAAUAGCCGCUCCCCUGCAGCAGGUGACCACUGGGCAGGCAGGUGUGUUUACUCAGCACCACAAAAGGAAGAAAGCCAUGACUGUGAGCGAGUAUCGCCGCUUAACAAACAGUGAAUGACACCAGACUCCAUUCUACUCUGAUUUUGAGGAUCUGGAGCGAAAAUAUUGGAAAACACGCCCCUAUGAUUUACCAGUAUACGGUGCGGACGUCAGUGGCUCCUUAUUCGAUGAAAACACGAAGCAGUGGAACCUUGGACACCUGGGAACCAUUCAGGACCUGCUGGAACAGGAGUGCAGAGUGGUCAUCGAAGGCGUCAACAUCCCCUACCUGUACUUCGGCAUGUGGAAGACCGCCUUCGCCUGGCACACGGAGGACAUGGACCGUUACAGCAUCGACUGCCUGCACUUCGGGGAGCCCAAGUCUUGGUACGCGGUGCCCCCGGAGCACGGCCGGCGCCUGGAACGCCUGGCCAGGGAGCUUUUCCCGGGCAGCUCGCGGGGCUGUGAGGCCUUCCUGCGACACAGGGUGGCUCUCUUCCCCACGGUCCUCAAGGACAACGGCAUCCCCUUCGGUCGGGUCACUCAGGAGGCUGGAGAGUUCAUGGUGACGUUUCCCUAUGGCUACCACUCUGGCUUCAACUGCGCGGAAGCCAUCAAUUUUGCCACCCAGUGCUGGAUCGAUUAUGGCAAAGUGGCCUGGGAAUAG